CGCCUGCGCCAUCCCUUCAGCGGAGAGCCGCUCUGCCCGCCUACGACUCUUUGGUGCAAGAGCCCAACGAAUUCCGGUUUUUAAAGAACGGGAGCGCGAACGGAGGAGAGAGCGCGGGAUAAAAACGGUGGCCGCCUUUGGAAGAUGCCGAAACCGCCGCAGGAAAGCCCGAACCCCUUGUUUACGCGAUGGCUGCAGGAAUGGCGCGACCAGGCCGCAGAGCGCGGACGCCUCAAGAGCCAACGCGCCUAUGAACGGGCGCUGAGCUCUCUCCAGAAAUAUCCCCUCCCUCUGUGCAGCGGGCAUGAGGCUAGGAUCCUUCUGUAUUUUGGUGAGAAGAUCUGCCGUCAGCUGGACGAACAGCUGGAGAGACACCGCAGCGCCCAGGACGGAACCGCAUUGGCAGGUUUGCCAGCCCCAACAUCUUCUUGGAGAGGGCGUGAAGAUGGUAAGAACCCAACUUGCAGCGAUAGCCCAGAGCUGCAACCUGCCCAGUCCGCUGUGGAGCCAGUUCAGCGCCAAGAGAAAUGCUCAAAGAAAAAAAUGAUUGUGCAGCAUUGUGCCCGAGGAUAUGUGCCCGCUCGGCGUUCUCCAGCCUAUGCUGUACUGUUCGCGCUCUACCGGAACGCCAUGAAUCCUGAUUCCCGGGGCUAUCUGACGAAACCAGAGCUGCAGAAAACUGCUCAGCCUCUGUGUGAUAAAUCCUUCUUUUUGGCCAAUCCUGGAAGUAAGAGCACUGCCUGGUCUGCUGUCAGCACUCUGAUGCGCAAGGAGCUAGUCCUCAAGACUAAUAUCCCAGCCAGAUAUUCUCUGACAGAAGCCGGGCUAACCUUAGCGCGGGAGCUGCUGUGUGCCUCGGAAGAGCUGAAGGAGAGCCAUUCCAGGGCCCUGAAAGCCGCAGCAUCCCAAACUGGAGAACCCCUCGUGCUUUCAAAGGAAAACGACAGAUGGGCGCCGUGCUCGGAAAAUUCAGACGGGAGCACCACCAGCAAAUCAAGCUGUGAAGAGCCUAACUGGGGGCUGUCAAAACCACAGUUUGUGUUUGAACCUGGACAGUUUGAUGUUAUUCUUUGUGUGGAUUUCAUUGAGACCACAGGCGGACCCACGUCCCGGAAACAGGACCUGGUGAGCGAACUUCAACGACACAACGUCCCAUUUAGCGUCCGGAAGCUCCACGUUGGUGAUUUUCUCUGGGUUGCCAGAGAGAAACACCCCCUUGUUGCAGGACAGCUGCAACCAACUUCGGUCCAGGAGCUGGUUUUAGACUAUGUGGUAGAACGGAAACGGAUGCCUGACUUAUGCGGAAGCAUCAUCGACGGUCGCUUUCGCGAACAAAAGUUCCGCCUGCGACAGUGUGGCAUUUCCCACCCCAUCUACCUGGUGGAAGAUUCGGGCUCUGCGCAACAUCUCAGUCUGCCGGAAAAGACCCUGCGCCAAGCCAUGGUCAAUACCCAGGUGAUAGAUGGCUUUUUCGUCAAACGCACCUGUGACAUUCGGGAAUCCGCUGCCUAUCUGAUCCUCCUGACACGCCACCUGACCAGGCUGUAUGGGGACAAAAGGCUUUUGAGCUGCACCAGAGAGGAACUGGAGGAUGAGCGCCCCCUGCGGCCCAGGGAUGGCACCUGCAAGCUUCUGACAUUUGCUGAAUUUAAUGAAGGGGCUGUGAAGAACAAGGCCCAGACGGUGUACGAAGUCUUCGCAAGGCAACUGAUGCAGAUCAGCGGCCUUAGCGGGGAAAAGGCAGCUGCCAUUUUGGAAAGAUACAAAACGCCCGCCAGCCUGAUGGAAGCUUAUGCUGCCUGUCCAGAUCCAGAGAGCCAAGAGCAGCUGCUGAGUCACAUCAAAUGUGGCCAGCUGCAGAGAAAUCUGGGUCCUUCUCUUAGCAAGACUUUGGCCCAGUUGUAUUGUACGUCAGGACCCCUGCCUUGAACGUCGAGCAGCUGUGAGAAGUGUGCGCUGAGGGCGUGUGUGUGUGAGAGAGGGAGAGAAAGAGAGAGAAAACUAUGGCAUUUAUGUCGCUGUCAAUUACGAGAAGGCUUUGGGGAUUCCCACAACGGAUCUCCGCUUGUAAAACACAGGGAAAGGGGCGUGCAUCAGGGUCACCUGUGCAAGGUUUCUACCAACUUGAACUGCGCUUCCUUGCACAAACUGGGCGGGGAGGCGAUUUCCAUCUCUGCCUACACGCACACGCACACACACACACACACACCCCCCUCCCCAGAAGAGGAUGG
Molecule: messenger RNA, 2231 nt
Organism: Candoia aspera
Lineage: Eukaryota; Metazoa; Chordata; Lepidosauria; Squamata; Candoiidae
Gene: MUS81
Product: MUS81 structure-specific endonuclease subunit
Exons: 16
Coding region: 145-1929 (594 amino acids)
Biological process (GO): resolution of meiotic recombination intermediates; DNA catabolic process; double-strand break repair via break-induced replication
Cellular component (GO): nucleus; Holliday junction resolvase complex
Molecular function (GO): DNA binding; crossover junction DNA endonuclease activity; 3'-flap endonuclease activity
Source: RefSeq, a predicted model, not a curated record